This is a messenger RNA of Guillardia theta CCMP2712, 1221 nucleotides long. RefSeq lists its product as hypothetical. The record is from RefSeq and is a predicted model, not a curated record. The coding region runs from base 1 to 1221 and encodes 406 amino acids. The transcript has 14 exons. NCBI's taxonomy places the organism in Eukaryota, Cryptophyceae, Pyrenomonadales, Geminigeraceae.
AUGGCGACGAUGACGACGGGAGAUCGACCAGGAUGGUACGACGAAGAGACGUUCGCAGUCUACGACUCCUUCCUGAGGAGGACACAAAGCAAGGAAUACCUUGACAUGGCGGUCAUCAGGAAGUUGGAGCCGUACAAGGAGCAUGGGCUCGGAGCCGACGCAGUCAAGCUGGCGAUGAGACUCGGGGCAUGCAAAGAUACUUGCGAUCCCAACGAGGCACGAUGGAACACUCACUUCCAGAUUGUGAACGGUACAGUCUAUGCUGUGGGUGGGAUCCAGCCAUUCUGGAACGAGCACCACCGGAAGCGCGUGAAGGCUGUGUACACCAUAUUCGCAGAGCUGGUCAAGUUACAACCGGACCUACCGGAUGUAGAGUUUGUGAUCAACUUUCAUGACUACAACAAAGUCCUUCGGAGCCAGGAAGACACGAUGAGCUGGGGAGAUUCGACCUACUGCCCUCCCUUCGCGCUGAACGAAUCCUUCCUAGAAAGCGCUCGCUCUGGAGCAUCGAGGUCGUGCGAGGCUGUUGGAGGCUCUGCUGGAAGCUUCAAGGAGCACGAGCCUCAGUUUCAUGGCCACGACUGGCAGCUGCACUACCGGAUCUAUGGGAAUCAUUUUGGAAAUCCCAUCAUCAGGGUCAACGAGACGAACCCUCUCAAGAUUGCGAUCUUCUCCGCUACAAGCUGCGCUUUCUCCUACGACAUCUCGUUUCCCACCACCUUCUACGACUUUGACCUCCUCGACCAAGAAUACUCCGAGCUGUCAGCUGCAACAGAGUCCCUGAACUGCUGGCCUGAACUUGCAGGCAGGUUUCAAACAACAGAAGCGUUGUUCCCCUGGGACUCGAAGCUUGAUGUCGCGUUUUUCAGAGGAAGCUGCUGGUUCUACAAGUCACAUGGAAGGACAGCGGCCAUGACGAUGAGCAAGGUAGCAAAAGACCUUGUGGAUGCGGAAUGGUACGACGAGAUCCGGACAGACAUGCUUGAGAAGGACGGGAUCCCCCAGUUCGGGGAUAUUCACGAAUCAGCCCGAUACAAGUAUCUCCUGUUACCUGAUUUGCUCGAGGAAAGCAUCUGGAAGGCCAUGACUUCUGGUCGAUGCGCAUUCCUUCCAUGCGAGGAGUUCUACUACGGUUUCUUCAAGCCCUACACCCAUUACCUUCCUAUCAAGAGGAACGACGACGUAGUCCUCAACAUCUCCGACUCGCUCGUGAACACGUGA